This is a messenger RNA of Drosophila biarmipes, 468 nucleotides long. RefSeq lists its product as uncharacterized. The record is from RefSeq and is a predicted model, not a curated record. The coding region runs from base 109 to 432 and encodes 107 amino acids. The transcript has 3 exons. NCBI's taxonomy places the organism in Eukaryota, Metazoa, Arthropoda, Insecta, Diptera, Drosophilidae.
ACAAGGUCGAAAGUUGUACAACCGAUGCUCAAGUCACAGCAUUUUCUAGUACUUUCCUUCCGCAAACUACUUGGCUAAUCGAAGUAAAUCCUUGCCCUAGGGCUACCCAUGGCUGCGCUAUCCUUUCUCCUCAGCGUCACGCUCCUGUGGAUCCUUUUUCAGGCCUGUCAGUCGGCCGCAUGGGAAGGCAUCCGCUACGAUCCGAAGUAUCCUGGUAAGUGCACCAUCCACCAGGGACUCGUCCUGAAUCCGGGUGUCAGCAUCAAGGAUCCCACGCACGAGUGCCGCCAAAUUGUGUGCGGACACAGCGGACAGGUGGCCUUCCACAGCUGCGGAGUGACCGUCCUGUCGGACUCCUGCCGCCACGGUGCGUACAUCAAUCCCGAGAAACCCUAUCCGGAGUGCUGCCGAAGGGCCCUUAUUUGCAACUAGGCAGGCGGGUGCAGCUCUUUCAUUCGGUUAUUGGGG